Arachis duranensis is the source of this 2442-nucleotide messenger RNA. RefSeq lists its product as uncharacterized. The record is from RefSeq and is a predicted model, not a curated record. The transcript has 13 exons. The coding region runs from base 1 to 2442 and encodes 813 amino acids. NCBI's taxonomy places the organism in Eukaryota, Viridiplantae, Streptophyta, Magnoliopsida, Fabales, Fabaceae. Gene Ontology annotation, molecular function: nucleic acid binding; zinc ion binding.
AUGGUAUCAGAGCAGUUUGUUCCUAUAGAUCCUGAAAGACGGACUGAUCAUGUUUCUGUGCAUUCUCUGAACCAGAUGUUGACUCGCGGACGCGGUCGCAGCUAUGCAAGCGACAACCGAGGCACUAGGGGAACCUCAAAUCCCACUGAUGCAAAUAAUUGGAUUCAGGCUAUAGAACGGGCGUUGCAAGCUCAACAGGUUCCUGAAGAGCAAUGGGUUGAAUUUGGAACUUAUCAGCUGCAUAGUGAGGCUCAGUAUUGGUGGCAGGGAACACGACGUAUCCUGCAGCCUUAUGGUGCUGCGAUUCCUUGGGAGGUUUUCCGAACAGAGUUUUAUAAGAAAUACUUUCCUAAUUCAGUCAAAAAUGCCAAGGAACUUGAAUUGAUGCAAUUAAAGCAGGGCCAAAUGACUGUUACUGAGUAUACUAACAGGGUGGUUGAGGAAUAUGUGAAAAAGGUGGCAGUAGAGAAAGGAAGUCUAAGGGUACCUUUCCAGAGGCCUUCAGGGAGGAACUUUGCUCCGAGAGGUAGAAAUUUCAAGCGUGGAGGUUUUGUUCUGCAGCAGAAUCAAGGUCAGGGUAAUUACAAAAUGUUGAAUACUAAUGUUAAUCAAGGGAGAAGGUUUGGAAUGCAGCCACAGCAGGAUUUAAACUGUCAUAGGUGUGAAAAGUAUCAUCCUAGAGUUCCGUGCAAAUCAGGACUUGGGGUAUGUUAUUUUUGUGGACAGCCCGGGCAUUUGGCCAAUAAUUGUCCGGAGAAGAAAAAGUAUGAGAUUGGUAGGGCACAACAGCUAGAGAGAGUAUAUAUUACUUCUGCAGCAGGUACUGAGGGAUCUGAGACACUUAUUAGAGGAGCAUCUCAUUCCUUUAUUGCAUUUGAAAAGGCUAAUGAAUUAAGAUUGAGGAUGGUGGUUUUAGGUUAUGAUUUGAAAGUGCAUAAUGCUACUCAUGAGGCUAUGGUGACUAGGUUAGGAUGUCCACAAGUUCCAUUUCGAAUACAGCAACGUAAAUUUGUGCAUGAUUUAAUUUAUUUGCCGAUGAUUGGUCUUGAUCUCAUUUUGGGAUUGGAUUGGUUAUCUAAGAAUCAUGAUUUGCUUGACUGUUCUGAAAAGUCAGGUAUUAUGUUAUUAACUGCGGGAGUAUCAGGUGAUGAUAAGAGUUUAGAGCAGAUUCCGGUUGUAUGUGAAUUUCCAGAUGAUAUUAAUGAAUUCUCACCUAACCGGGAGGUUGAAUUCGUAAUUGAGUUGGUGCCUGGAGCUGGUCCAAUUCCGAUUACUCCGUACAGGAUGUCACCUUUAGAAAUGGUUGAACUGAAGGCUCAGCUGGAAGAUCUGUUGAGUAAGUACUUUAUUCGACCAAGUGUUUCUCCGUGGGGAGCGCUAGUGUUAUUGAUAAAGAAAAAGGACGGAAGUAUGCACUUGUGUGUUGAUUAUCGGCAAUUGAAUAAGAUUACUAUAAGUGUUAGAGAUGAAGAUAUUCUGAAAACUGCUUUCAAGAUAUGUUAUGGUCAUUAUGAGUAUACGGUGAUGUCUUUUGGAUUGACUAAUGCUCCAGUAGUAUUCAUCAAUUAUAUGAACAGGAUUUUCCGGCCGUACCUGGACAAGAAGUUAUACGCUAAGUUAUCUAAAUGCGAGUUCUGGAAGAGUGAGGUGAAAUUUCUUGGUCACGUAGUGAGCAAGCAAGGAAUAGCUGUGGAUCCUGCUAAGCUCACCUUACCUUUAAAUAAGCUGACUAGGAAGGAUACGCCUUUUGUCUGGACUUCAGAGUGUGAAGAGAGUUUUCAAAUAUUGAAGCAAAGGUUGACUACUGCACCCGUGUUGGUAUUGCCUAAGCUAAGUGAACCGUUUGAAGUGUACUGUAAUGCAUCAUUAAAGGGUUUGGGGUGCGUUCUGAUGCAGCACCAGAAUGUUGUAGCAUACGCCUCAUGGCAAUUAAGGCUGCAUGAGAUGAACUAUCUGACUCACGAUUUAGAACUUGCUACUAUUGUGUUUGCUCUGAAAAUCUGGAGGCAUUAUCUCUAUGGUGUCAAGUUCCACGUCUUCUCAGACCAUAAGAGAAAAGCGAACGUUGUAGCGGAUGCCCUGAGUCGAAAGUCUUUGUAUGCAGCUUGGAUGAUGCUACGAGAAGAAAAGUUAUUAAAGGAAUUUCAAGGUUUAAACCUGGGAAUUAGAGAAGAAUAUAGAAUUCUGUGUUUGAGUCAGUUGCAGAUUUCAAGUGAUUUUAAAUCAGAACUACUGAAGGCUCAUCAAGAUGGUGAAGCGUUACAUAAGGUUCUGAGGAGCCUUUCAGCGUGCAUUUGGGACUCAGUUGAGUUUGAGUAUCGCGUAUCACCCUCAGACAGAUGGUCAAUCAGAGAUAACUAUUCAAACAUUGGAAGAUAUAUUAAGGGCUUGUGUCUUGGACCAGCCGGCGAGCUAGGACCGAUAAAGAAGAUUAGUAGCUGA